UCUAUCCACCGAGGCUUCCCUCGCUCUCAUCCCCGACAUCUUCCCUUCCGUCAUUAUUCUCUGAAGCUCUGAGAAUUUUUAAGCUCCGUGAAGUCAAAGACGUCGUUCUCCAAAGCCCCAUUUAUUAAUGCCAGAGGAGGUGGAUGCUUUCGGAGGUAUGACGAUGCACUCUUCCUUUUCCUCCAGAUCGCAUCGCCCGACGCUAUCGCCUUGCGACUCUGGCUGCUGCCUCUCUUUUGCGCGUCCAUCUCCGUGGUUUUUGGAGACUCGAGAUGCCAGAAUGGAAGAAGACGUGGUUGCUGAUGCUUGCUCUAAAUAUCGUGGGUUCUGUUGUUACCGUCCGGGCUCAACUGACGGAUCCAUCGGAAGUAUCUGCCUUGCAAGCUAUCAGGGAAAACUUGCAUGAUCCUUUGAAAAAACUUAACUGGGACAAUGGCGAUCCAUGCACAUCAAACUGGACUGGGAUUUUCUGUUUCAAUUCAUGCGGAAGUGAUGGAUACCUCCAUGUUCGUGAAAUACAACUGCUGCGGAUGAAUCUAUCUGGAACAUUGGCACCAAAUAUUAGUCAGAUGUCCUAUAUGGAAAUAUUUGGCGUUAUGUGGAAUAACAUCACUGGUACGAUACCGAAGCAAAUUGGAAGUGUAAAGUCGCUGCUACUAUUGCUUCUGAGUGGUAACCAUCUAACUGGUCAAUUGCCUGAAGAGAUAGGUUUCCUUCCUAAUUUGACCAGACUACAAAUAGACCAAAAUAUGAUCUCUGGACCAAUACCAGCUUCAUUUGAGAACUUGACUAACGUGAAGCACAUCCACUUGAACAACAACUCUCUUAGCGGCCAAAUACCGGUUCAACUUUCCAGAUUACCACUCCUUGUUCACCUGCUUUUGGAUAAUAAUAAAUUGUCUGGAAGACUUCCUCCAGAACUUUAUAGGAUGCCAAACCUUCUUAUUCUGCAGUUAGAUAACAACCAAUUUGGUGGUACUAUUCCAGUCUCAUAUGGUAACAUGUCAAAAUUGCUUAAGUUGAGCCUUAGGAACUGUAGCUUGGAAGGACCUAUUCCUGACCUAAGCAGCAUAGAAGAACUUGGUUACUUGGACCUCAGUUGGAAUCAUCUCAAUGGAUCAAUACCAACAAACAAGCUCUCUGUCAAUAUAACUACCAUUGUUUUAUCGAAUAACAACCUUUCUGGAACUAUUCCUCAAAAUUUUUCUGGGCUUCCUCUCUUGCAAAGAAUCUCUCUUGAAAAUAAUCAAUUGGAUGGUUCUAUUCCAGCUAUCAUUUGGCAAAAUAAAUCUUUCCACCCGAAAGACCGGCUGAUAGUGGAUUUGCGGAACAACUCCCUCUCUAAUAUUUCUGGUACUUUGGACCAUCCUGCAAAUGUCAGCAUAAGGCUUCAAGGAAAUCCAUUGUGCUCAAACACCAAGGGCCUCGACAUGUCCAAUUUGUGUGAUCGCCAAGACGAUAAUGGAGAGUUAUCCGGAAGUGCAAUUAAUACUACAAAUACUUGUUUAAUCCAAUCCUGUCCAACCGAAAAUUUCUUCGAAUAUGUUCCAUUGUCACCUGUUUCAUGCUUCUGCGCUCUUCCCAUCACAGUUGGAUUUCGUUUAAAAAGCCCUGGCUUCUCUGACUUUCAACCAUACCGUGAAAGCUUUGUUGCAUGGGUUACAUCUGGCCUUGGGUUGGAUAGUUAUCAACUGUAUGUCGAUUCCUUUGUCUGGGAGGCAGGUCCAAGGCUAAGGAUGCACUUGAAGUUUUUCCCUCUUAUAAAAAAUGAGUCCAGCAAGCAUGAGUUCAAUGUGAGUGAGAUUCUAAGGCUGAGGGGCAUAUUGGCUUCAUGGACCAUCAGUUCCAAUAACUUUUUUGGCCCAUAUGAAUUGCUCAACUUCACUCUUGAAGGAGAUUAUGCAAAUGUUAUUCCAUUUCCUCCUUCUGCAAGCAACGGAAUGAACAAAGGCACUUUGGCUGCAAUAAUCUUGGGAUCAUUUGCUUUGUUAAUCAUAAUUUCUUCUCUCGUUCUGAUCUUAUUCAUGAGAAGACACACUAAGGACCACAUUUCAGCUUCUGGUAAACGACGAUUUUCUAACGUCCCUAUCAAAGUCGAUGGAGUGAAAGACUUUACCUUUGAAGAGCUGGCAGUAGCUACUAAGGAUUUCAGCGAUUCAUCACUAAUUGGGCAAGGAGGUUAUGGGAAGGUCUAUAGAGGAACUCUGGCUGACGGAUCAGUUGUUGCUAUUAAACGUGCUCAGGAAGGAUCUCUACAAGGAGAGAGAGAAUUCUUGACAGAGAUAGCAUUGUUAUCACGGUUACAUCACCGGAACCUUGUAUCUCUUGUUGGAUAUUGUGAUGAAGAAGGUGAACAGAUGUUGGUGUACGAAUUCAUGCCAAAUGGCACACUGCGCAACUUUUUAUCAGCUAAGGCAAACACCCCUCCUAACUUUGGUAUGAGGUUGCGUAUAGCACUCGGUGCGGCCAGGGGCAUCCAAUACCUUCACAAUGAAGCAAAUCCUCCAAUAUUUCAUCGAGAUAUUAAAGCAAGUAAUAUAUUAUUGGACGUGAGGUUUGUUGCCAAAGUUGCUGACUUUGGGCUCUCAAGGCUUGCACCGGUUCCUGAGAUAGAGGGCAGUGAACCAGGUCAUGUAUCUACCGUAGUCAGAGGCACUCCGGGAUACCUUGAUCCUGAGUACUUCUUAACCCAAAAAUUGACAGACAAAAGUGAUGUAUACAGCCUUGGAGUUGUGUUUUUUGAACUAUUGUCGGGAAUGCAUCCCAUUUCACAUGGCAUCUACAUUGUUCGAGAGGUAAAGAAAGCUUACCAAGCUGGAAAUCUUGUAAAAGUUGCAGAUAGUCGAAUGGGUUCAUAUCCAUUUGCAUGUCUAGAACAAUUUGCGGAGUUGGCCAUCAGAUGCUGUGAUGAUGAAACAGACCGGCGUCCAUCUAUUUCUGAGGUAGUUCGAGAGCUCGAAAUCAUUUGCCAGAAGAUGCCACACUCAGAAUAUACAUCUUCAGAGUUAACAGAGACUGAAAUAGGGAUGUCUGAAAAUAUGAAGCCGUCAGUAAUCACAAGUACCACAACGACAGUAGCCGGAACCAUAGACAAUUAUCCAUUUUCUAGUGCUUCGGGCGGUGAUUUGCUCAGCGUUUGUGUUCCUGAUCCUUCUCCUCGGUGAUUCGGCGAUAAGUUUUAACCAUAGGCUCGUCUAAGCACGUCUUGGCAUCAGCGCAUAUAAGCCUUGCUCACUCUCAUGUUUUAUUUACUUGGAUAUUCUGCAAGGCAGAAGCAGCACCAUGUAUUUUAUAAGUUUCGUUGGAUUAGCUUCAAUCGCAAGAACCUGAUCCGCGUAUGCUAUUUUAUUGGCUACAAGAAAACAAAAGUGCGAAAUACAAAAGAAUGGG
Molecule: messenger RNA, 3390 nt
Organism: Nymphaea colorata (pocket water lily)
Lineage: Eukaryota; Viridiplantae; Streptophyta; Magnoliopsida; Nymphaeales; Nymphaeaceae
Product: probable LRR receptor-like serine/threonine-protein kinase At1g06840
Exons: 20
Coding region: 273-3164 (963 amino acids)
Biological process (GO): protein phosphorylation
Cellular component (GO): membrane
Molecular function (GO): protein kinase activity; ATP binding; protein binding
Source: RefSeq, a predicted model, not a curated record